Messenger RNA from Portunus trituberculatus (swimming crab), 1122 nucleotides. Its product is annotated as piggyBac transposable element-derived protein 3-like. The transcript is spliced from 3 exons. Gene Ontology annotation, molecular function: sequence-specific DNA binding. Bases 1 to 1122 code for a protein of 373 amino acids. Lineage: Eukaryota; Metazoa; Arthropoda; Malacostraca; Decapoda; Portunidae. The record is from RefSeq and is a predicted model, not a curated record.
AUGAUAUUGGCUGAAAUACCAAUCUAUGCACAGUUCAAGAAUGAACCUGACCCUGCAGUAACUAAGGCCGAGCUGAAAGUGUUUAUUGCAGUUUUGAUUCUCUCUGGGUACAAUAGGCUGCCAGGAAAAAGGUUUUACUGGGAUUCAGGUCCAGACAUGAGAAAUGAGAUGGUUCAUGCAGCUAUUAGGAGAGACAGGUUUAUCCAAAUUAUGAAAUUUCUGCAUUUUGCUGAUAAUAAUGCCAUGGAUUCAAGAGACAAAUUAUGGAAGCUCCGUCCACUGAUAAAGAAACUUCAAAAUAAAUUUGUAAAACACUUUGUUCCUGUACCUAGGCUGAGCUAUGAUGAAUCUAUGAUUGCAUAUUAUGGGCCUCAUGGGUGUAAACAGUUUAUCAAAGGAAAACCAAUUAGGUUUGGUUACAAGGUUUGGUCUUUGAACACUCCUUCGGGCUAUUUGGUAAAUUUUGAUGUGUAUCAAGGAAAGAAUGUGCAAAUCAAUGAGGAUUAUGAGAAGCAAUUUGGAAAGGCAGUAACUCCUCUAAUUCAAAUGAUUGAUAGUUUUGAUGAUGAUACAAAGAAUUUGCCAUUCAGUUUAUAUUUUGAUAAUCUCUUCACUGGUAUGGAGCUGCUGAGUUAUUUGAAACAAGAGGGAUACAAUGGUACUGGGACAAUCAGGGAGUCACGGGUUCCAAAGGAAUGCACCAUAAUGCCUUGCAAAGAUAUGAAGAAGCUUGAAAGGGGAACCUUUACAUAUAAGUGUAGUGAUGAUGGAAUUUUAGUUGCAAGAUGGCAAGACACUGGAUCCGUUACUGUAGCAACAACUGUUCACUCAGUCAAUCCCGUUGGUCAUAGGAGCUGGUCGCCAUCCACGUCAAAGGCCAGUGUAUCCAAAGGUCGACUACCAGACUCCAUUAGAUAUGAUGGUAAAAACCAUUACAUUAUUCAAAACCUAGGCAACAAAAGAAGACGUUGUGCAGGAGAAUAUUGCAAAUCUGUAGGUCGCACAGCAUGCAGGGAUCAGCAAGAUGAGUUGCUUCGGCGGCUGAGGAAGUACUCCUCUGUGUUGAGCAGUGUCCCGGGCAGGACACAGUUGAUAGAACACAAUAUUGAUGUCUUAACCUGA